Messenger RNA from Colletotrichum godetiae, 883 nucleotides. Its product is annotated as HMG box protein. The record is from RefSeq and is a predicted model, not a curated record. Gene Ontology annotation, molecular function: RNA polymerase II cis-regulatory region sequence-specific DNA binding; DNA-binding transcription factor activity, RNA polymerase II-specific. Lineage: Eukaryota; Fungi; Ascomycota; Sordariomycetes; Glomerellales; Glomerellaceae. The transcript is spliced from 3 exons. Gene Ontology annotation, biological process: anatomical structure morphogenesis; negative regulation of transcription by RNA polymerase II; cell differentiation. The annotation marks the transcript as partial.
CCACCGUUGUCAUCCGCAUCCCGCUUGAUCUGAUCUCUUAUUUAUGACCAUCGGCACAGCCAGCUUCAAAUCAAGAUUCUUCCAUCACAGCCCAGAAACCAGUCACCACUUAAUCAGAACCUUAAUUGAUUUGUUACUUACUCAAACUCCCAAAGAGACACAAGAUUACCCCUAAUAGCCUAUUGACACGGCAUUCCACCUUACACCGCCAUUUCCAUUCACCAUGGCGUUGACAUUCAACCCUGGCAACAUCGUUGCUCGCAACAUUGAUCCCACCCAAGUACAACCCGAGAUCCUUCACAUUGUGACAGAGAUCUUAGACCUUCGCCUCAACACAUUUGAGUCCACCAUUGCCGUCUCCGCAAGAGACUACUUUGCUUUUGGCGAGGAGGGUCGGCUUUUCAUGGCAUUGCAGAUGGGCCGCAUGUUGGGCCAACCAGUCAUGUGGGUCAAGGACGGCAUGCAUUCCACCGUCGACAGAUGGGUCCUUGGGCCUUGUGAGAGGUUCAUCGCCGGACCACACAUGAUUGUAUCCGUCAACGGUAUUGCUGUCGUCGUCCCUCGACCACCACCGCAACUCCUCGAAGAAGCACCCGGUGCGACCACCCAGUUUGUCAACGCUCCUGAACGACGAGUCAAGAUCACACGACCUCCCAAUGCCUUCAUCCUCUACCGCAGCGACUACCAAGCCCAAAUCAAGCAGAUGAAUCCUCAACUUCAGAACAAUGAUAUUUCCGGAAUCCUAGGCAAAGCGUGGAACAACGAGUCUCACGAAGUCCGCGAAAGAUACAAGGCUCUCGCGAAAGCCUACAAAGAGCGCCACAACAAGAUGCACCCUGACUAUCGGUACACUCCACGCAAGCCUUCCGAGAAGCGUCGUCGU